ACACAAGGUAAACAAGUAUGGCUGCCAAAAGCACUUGCAGCUGAAACAAAUUGAAGAAAACAGGAUAAUAAUAUAAACUUACUAGAGCCUUUUGCCUGAAAGUUAGGCUUUCUACAGCUUUAACAUGGCAGAAGUAUAUCAGCCUAGCCCACCAAGUAGCGCUGGGGCAAUGCAAAUCGCAAUGUCAGCAGGACGAACCCCAACAUCAACAUCCAGCAGACGUUCUACAACACCAGGUAGUUUUUACGAAGCAGAUACUCCCGAAUUUGAACGACGGGCUGGGGAUAGUGGUAGCAGUACUGGUGUCAAGCGGUGGAAACGAUUGCACGAACAACAAACAAUGGAACAGCUGAGCUCACUGAGACAGGAGAAAAAAGAAAGCAUCUUAAUCGCAAAACAAAAGGCCAGGGAAACAGCCAGAAAAAUUAGUGUUGAACUUUUGGCAAGAGAAUGGUUGGCUGAAAAUCAGGCUACAGUGGAAAUAAGAGCUUAUUUAGUAGAUAAAUUAUUACCCACAUUAAUCCUUGGUGUAGAAAAACUAUUAACGGUGGUUGAUUUUCAAGAACUAGCUGAAACAGAUAAAAAUGCAAACUUUAAUCCAUUAAAUUUUUUAGCCCAAUAUUUAUUAAGGAACAAUCCUAAAUACAGUAAUUUUGCUGAAGCAUCACCUUAUGUUCGUGGAAUCCGACAAGUUUCGGAAGAUCUCAGAAUGCAACUUUUCAACAUGGAAGAUAACAGGUUGGCAAAAAUCAAGGCUGAUGUAAAACGUAGACGAACAGAAAGAGAACAUCAACAACAUUUAAAACUUUUAGAAAAUAUCCGACGUUCCAAUUGUUUACUUACACAAUUUACAGAAUGGAAUGUUGCUGUCGAUGGUCGGGUUGAACUGUCACUGUUCCAGAAUGCUCUACGAUCAUUUAAUGAGGUGGCAGAAAAUUUUCCAGAAGAAUUAAAGAGAGUUUCUAGAUUAGGCCACAGUUUAGAACCCACAGAUGAAACAGGCAUUACUCUAACUUUAAAUGAAUUUGUUAAGUAUAUAAGUUCGUACAUAGAAAAUCUACCCAGAGAAGUGUUUGAACAGUUCAUGGUACACAUGUCUAAGUGUGCUGCAGCAUAUCGGGCAUCCGCUGAACGUGAGCAACGUAGAAUAUACUUGUCUAAUCUUUUUAUGAAAUGUGAUCAUAGUGGCAUUGCGUUAUUAGACAGACAUAGGAUAUUAAAUCUAUUUGAACAAUACUGGGAUCAAAUGAAGAAUGACGAGAAAUGUAAAGGUCUACGUAAUCCCAGACAAUGGCCUGUUGUAGAAGUUGAUGAAGCUGAUGACAGUGUUAGUGACGAGGAAGAAGAGGAAGAUGAACCCUCUACUCAACAAACUACCGAAGAAGUUGCUCUAUCUCAACAAGAACAACCAUCACCACAAACCUCAGAAGAAUCAACACAGAAAACUUUAGAUGAGAAUAAAGAUUUGAAGGAAGAAGAACAAACGGAAACAAAAGAAGAAGAAAUAAAAGAUGAACAGAAGGUGGAAGUAGAGGAUAAUAAAACAGAAGAAAAUCAAACACAGGAACCAAAAGUGGUAGAGACAGCAGAAACUCCACAGGACUCGGCAGAUGCACAACAAGAAAUAAAGCAGGAAGAACAGGAAGUCAAAGAUGGAGAAACACAAGAUGGAGAAGGCAAGGAAGCAGAAGGCAAAGAAGAAGAAGUCAAAGAUGCAGAAGUAAAGGAUGGAGAGGCUCAAGAUGGAGAAGUCAAAGAUGCAGAAGUCAAGGAAGAGGAAGUCAAAGAAGUAGCACCAGAACAAAAGGAGACAGCUGAUUCAGAGAAAGAAAAAGGAGAGGCAGAAGAAACCGUUAAAGAAACAAAUGAAACCAACAAAGUAACAGACGCAGCAGGAAGCGGAACUGACACAGUUAAACCCGUUAAACCCGUUAAACCUAAAUCAGCAUUGAAAGCGGAACGUGAAGAAGCAGCAGGUCAAACCGGAAGAAUUUCUGUUACUUUUGCUGAAGGGACAGCUUUUGAGAGAGAAAAGACAGGAAUUACACUAACAAGCAGAAGUCAAUCCCAGAUGUCAGCGUUUGAUGAGAGUUCGCUCAAUGUCUCACAGUUUGUCCAACUAACGGAAACAUUUUUAGGUGACGAGCCAGUCAAGGACGUUUUUACUCGAUUAUUGAAAUUUAUUAAAGAUGGUUAUGAGGAAACCGAGGAAGAGAAAAUGGAGAGAUUGACAAAGGCUAGAAGAGAAGCUGUAUCUGCUAAACGUAAAUCAAUGAUAGAUGUAUUAUUUGAGAAAUGGGAUAACGAUGGAUCAGGAUAUUUAGAUCUAGAGGAUGUAGAAGAUGUCAUGGUUAAAUAUAAAGAUGGCCAGGAAGUGGAAGCUAUAUAUUAUGCGAAGGAAGAAAUGAAGAAGAAAUCUCGGUUCCAGGAUCAGAGAUUGAGUAAACGAGAGUUCCGUAUGUUAAUCCAGCUGGUCGUACAGGAAAUACCAGGAUCAGAAACCUUCGAUUCGUUGUUAGAAUUUCUCACUAAUAGUGUGGAGAGAUCAUAUUCUGAUCGUAUCCGUGGUGAAGCCAGGAAGAAAUGGUUACAACAGAUAGUGACUGCUGCUGAAACAGGUGGCGCUAGUAUGGAACCUGUUUAUAGAGCUGUAUUUCAAGCUCUUUAUAAGGAUGCUGAAGCUCAUGGUGGUGGAAAGAAAAUCAGUGCAAAUAUUUCCAUGUCGGAACGAAAUGUUAAAUUUCCACAAAGAGGCGAGACAGUUCUGCGAUAUGUUGCCGCUACACCCGAAGAUGCAGAUUACGUAUUAGAUAAAAUACUAUAUAAGGAUAUGAAGGGAGUAAGUUUUGCUGCUCUAGAAAGCGGGAAACCUAUUCAUGUUCCUAGAGUUGGUAACCAUGGUAACAUUCACUUCUGGAAUACACGCAGACGGCCUGAGGAACGUGAAGGAUCAUUUAUUGUAAUCCCAUUAAAAGAUAAAAGAAAGAGAGCAUUUGGUUUAUUAGGAAUUGAUACAAUCGCUGAUCCCCACACUAAAGCUAUAUUUAUUACACACGAAAUACAAUUCUUUCAGGGCAUCGCUAAGGCUUUCAGUAUUGCCUAUCACCAUGUUGACAUGAGACGGUAUCGCUAA
This is a messenger RNA of Patella vulgata (common limpet), 3133 nucleotides long. RefSeq names its product EF-hand calcium-binding domain-containing protein 5. The transcript is spliced from 17 exons. Gene Ontology annotation, molecular function: calcium ion binding; protein binding. Bases 125 to 3133 code for a protein of 1002 amino acids. NCBI's taxonomy places the organism in Eukaryota, Metazoa, Mollusca, Gastropoda, Patellidae. The record is from RefSeq and is a predicted model, not a curated record.